CGGCGACUCGCGCGACCUUGGCCACGAGGCGUUUGUGAGAAGCCCGCGUGCCGCUUGGUGUGGCAUCAACAUGCGUUUCUACGGACGACGAUUUGAGCUGUAAAGCAGAUACUUAGUGAGCACCUGCUAUGUGUUUGGCACUGCUCACCUCUGAGGACGUAGAGAUGAAAUUCCCUUAAAUUUCUUAUUUCUGGUGACUUGUGUGACCCUGAGGAUGCUGAAAACAGGACUAUUUCAGAAUCACGAUGAAACCUUAAGGACCAGGUGCCUUACUAAGAGCGCUCAAAGCACAGCUAGAGCGGAAGCUGUCCUGAGUGCGCAGACAAGGGCCCAGCAAGAGCCACGCCCCUCCACCAUCGCGGGCCUAGCUUCGCGCUGCGCUGCGCAGACUCUGCGUUCAGGUCGGGAACUUCAUCCGCGCAGCCGCAGGGGUGGCCCUGAAGCAGAAGUAGAAUCUUUAGCGCCUAGCUUCUUGAGCCUGUUGGGUGCUAUGUCUGAACAAGAGCGCAUCCAGGAAUGCCUGAGGAAAGAAAUAAGGUCACUUCUCAUCUCCACCAAAGAUGGUUUGACCCCACAGCAGUUGGAAAAGGAGUACCUUUUGAUGGUUGGCAGCCAUUUACCACUCCGGGUUCUUGGAUAUCGGUCCACUAUGGAGCUGGUGUUGGACAUGCCUGAUGUUGUCACUGUCUGCCCUUGUGGGGAUGGUACUGUAAUACUGAAAGCCAUUCCAGAUGAAUCCACCAAAGGAAUAGCAAGUUUAGUUGCAAAACAGAGGAGCAACCAUAAGGUUCGAAAUUCCAUGCCAAGGGGAAGGGCCAGUGUUUGCUCUGGGCCGAGCUCCCGUCGGCGAGUACCUUACCGGGGAAGGGUGCCUCCCAUUCUUCCAGCUGUUGUGAAGAGUGAGUUGAAAGACCUGUUGGCGUUAUCUCCCGUUCUCCUUUCUGAUUUUGAAAAGGCAUUUUCCAGGCGAUUUGGACGUUCAUUCCAGUAUGUACAGUAUGGAUUCCUCUCUAUGUUCGAAGUACUUAAUGCUGCUUCAGAUGUCAUUUCAGUAGAGCAGACCAGAGCAGGUUCUUUGUUGAUGCUAAGGAAGAGCGUAACAGAGGAAAAGCAGAGAGGAUGGCCAGCAGGAGGUAAAAUGUUUACCCAGCCUUUUAGAAUGAAACAACAAAGGUCCUACCCUACAGUCUCCCCAGUCACAAAGGCACGCUUUUCGCAACCCACUUCAAACUUGGAACCACCGAAGCAAAUACUGAACGUGGAAAAUACUUUUAAGUCAAAUGUGGUAGAGACUUCAAGGCUGAAUCACGCUGAAAAAUUAAACCAGUUGGAGAACACAUUCAAAUCAGUUAUUGCACAAAUUGGGCCUGGAGGGACUAUCAAUCCAGAACUAAAACAUAAGAUAAAAUUGGUUGUAUCCAAAUUUCCAGAGGGUUUGCUUAUUUCUAAACUUCUUGGAGAGUUUGAGAUAAUCUUUAAAGAGCAACUUUCACCAAAAAAAUUGGGCUUCUUAAAUGUGACAGAACUCGUUGGAGCUCUUAGUGACAUUCUGCGUGUUGAGUUCAGGGAAGGAGAACAAGACUUACUGGUGUUUGAUGCUGAUAUGAAGCCACUCCCGCCUGAUGAACCCAUUUCAUCAGUCAAAAAUUCAUGUUUAGUUCAAUCAGAUAAGAAAAUAGAAGUCAAAGCUUGUGUCUCCAGCCCCCCUAGAAAUUCACUGUCUACUGCUGCUAUCAAGGAGACUGCCUGGGAUUGUCUUCCUAAAAACCCUAAAGAGCCAGAAAAGAAGAUUUGCAAAAAGCCUAAUCUGGUGGUAAAGCCUUUACAGCUGCAAGUGGAAGUUGAUAAGUCACAGCUCAGCCUGGCAAUUGCAAACCAUGAUAUCCCACCAGAUGCUGUACGGGACAAGAAAUUAUGCAGACUGCCACCAUUAGAUACCAGUACCCUUGUGGGGGUCUUUGUGGAGUAUAUCAUCUCUCCUAGUCAAUUCUACAUCCGAAUCUAUAGCAGGGAUUCAUCAGAGUUACUUGAAGACAUGAUGAUUGAAAUGCGGCGCUGCUAUUCCAAUCAGCUGGUUUCUGAUCGAUAUGCCAUGCCGGAGUAUUUUAUCCAGCCGGGACAUCUCUGUUGUGUCAGGAUUUCUGAGGAUAAGUGGUGGUAUCGGGUCAUUAUCCAUCAAGUCCUCGGGAAACAGGAAGUUGAAGUAUUCUACCCAGACUUUGGAAAUAUUGGAACUGUUCAGAAGUCCUCCCUAAGGUUUCUCAAGUGCUGCUACACAAAGCUCCCGGCUCAGGCCAUUCCUUGUUCCUUGGCUUGGGUGAGACCAGUACAGGAACACUGGACGUCCAGAGCUAUUUUGCAGUUCCAGAAGUUGUGUGGUUUAAAGCCAUUAGUGGGGGUAGUGGAUGAAUAUGUAGAUGGAAUCCUUAACAUUUUUCUCUGUGAUACAUCCUCAAAUGAAGACAUCUACUUCCAUCAUGUCUUGAGAACAGAGGGCCAUGCUAUUGUAUGCCGAGAAAAUGUCCCUUCUAAGGGUUUCAGAGAACUCAACCCUUUAGCUUUAUAUACUAACUCUGAUGCAGGACCAGAGGACGUGGUCCUGACAGAACUGGGUUAUCCUUCCCAGCAACGCUAUUUUAACAAAAACCGAGAGAUAAGUCCACAAUCAAAGGAGAGUGAGUUAUAUACCCUGCAGGAUAUUAAUGAUGAAAAGGCUUUCAGUCACCUUAAAUCUGAGUUAAAGGAGCCAUUAAAGGAUUCUGAAUUCAGUUCUUUGAAAACCCAAGAUAAGAGCUGUGGAGAAGAUCCCAAGUGGUCCUUCCCAGAGCUGAAGGAUCUGAAGGAAGAAAAUGAGGAUGAGAUCCCCACUGGAAUGCCAUGCCUAGAAUCAGUGACUAUUGGUGAUGAUGUUUGGGAUGAGAACUGGCUACCUUUGCAGGCUAAAAUGGGAAAAGGGGGUGAUGCUGCCUCCCACUUAUUUACCUCAAGCCUUGGUGGAAAGAAGCCUUAUCCGUCAUGUGAGGAAAUGCCGCAGAAGGAUUGGUGCUUUUCUAAACCCAAAGAUACAUGGGAUGAUUCAUGGCAGCCUUCAGGCCUUGUGAAUGGAAUGAAAGUAGAAGCUCAAAAGCAAGAGGGACUGGGUGCUCAGGAGAAAAAUACUGGCACAACCAGAAUUCAAAAGCAGCCAAGCUCAGAGAGUUCUUCAGACUCUUCCACAUUGCCCAAAUUGGAAGAGUUCUACAUCUCUCUUAUCCAGUCACAGCAGUCAGCAGAAGGGAGCCAGUUUGAGCCCAGCAGCACUCAGACUCAGGCAAAGCAAACCCAGCUACCCCCAGCAGCCUUCAGCGCAACCCCUACGGGGAUGGAUUCCCCAGAAAAACACUCUGGUUCAGUGGAGAGCUCUCCAGAGCGCCUGAAGAAUGAUUUUUCUAGUAGCCAUGCUAUUACAGUGUUCAAAGACAAGAGUCACGGAGCCAUGGACCAGCUGUCUUUGAUUUUGUCUCCUGAGCACCAGAUCUCCCAGAAGCUCUACAUUCCCCGGAGUACAGCCACUGCUGCCUUAGGAGCUGCUGCGCGGCUGGCCACAUCCAGGAGCCUCCUACAUUGGUAUCCCAUGUGAAAAGGAUGGAAACUUGAGGGAGGAAGUCGAGGAGAAAGCAAUAAGCCAGGUGCUUUAGGGCUUGAUGAUUUCCCAAGGCCAAAAUAAGGCGGUAUUGAGACAAAACAGUAUUUUGAUAGUUGAUGCUUAUGUCUUUCUGUGUGAUUGUAUGUUAGCUGUGUUAUGCUAACAGUCUACUUUGUUGUGUAAGUAUUGAUAUUUAAUGUUUUCAUUUUUAUUGUUUCUUCCCUAUAGUUUUGUUCACCUCAGUUUAAUGUAGUGUGAAGGAAUUCGUGUGUGUGUUUCUAUAAAUGUCUUUCUUGUACAUAACAUGACUGAUAAAUGAAAACUGGAAAACUGAUGUCUUGUGAUCCAUAUUUAGUAAGACAAAAAUGAUCUCUGAUUCUUCAGAAAAAGGAUGUCUGAAUUGUAAGGCUGCUUUUUUUUUUUUUUCUCAUUUGAAAUUUUCUAGAUCAUGGAGAUAAUCCAGAGCUCCACUUCUUACCAUUAUCAUUUCUUUAAAAUGCUAGGCUCAGUGAGAAAAUCCAUAUCCUGAGGCUUUGGUCGUGAAAGAACUUUCACAUUAAAAAAAUUAAGCUGUCUUUCAGUACAGGCAGUUUCUUGAAGACUCAUAAUGCAAUUCUAGAGACCGGUUGUUCACACUUAGCUGACUGAGCCUUCCCUGUAGGACUCACGGUUCCCAGGAGCUCCUGGGUGGUAGUCAUUCAGGAGGGUACUGUUUAAGCAUCUGUGUAACAUGAUGCUCUCUGAAGUCAAAUUGUGGGAAACGCUAUAGGACAUUUUGUUAAGUUCACAGAAUGAACCAUCAAGAACAAACAAGAGACUGAAAGGUGAAAUUAAAGAAUGUGAGUGAUACUAAUUUAAAUUCUUUGUGGUAAAAUACUAGACUUAUCCCCAAAUUUAAAAAAUCCAAUACAGAAUCAUUUCUUAGAAUUAAAAUUUGAGAAAGAGCUGUGAGUUACUGGUGUGCUACUUAUAACUAGAGUUUCACCUUUCUAGCCCCUCUUCUAGGGCUUCUAUUUCGGCAUUAAAUGCCAGAGCUGGCCCCUACUUCCUUUCUCUCUCUCUCUCUACAAUACAGGAUUUCUCUUCUUCUCAAGUACUUAAUCAGGAAAAUGUCCACUGAGGAAGAGAAUGAGAUGAGAGUAAAUUUAGACUAUUACUGGCUGGAACUUCUUAGGAUUAAGAAUCGUGAAACAAAGUUAAACCCAAAGUCUCUAAAUACUGAUGGCUUUUGGUUUAAAAACUUAAGAGAAAACAUAUUUAAUUCAAUAAAAUUUGAAAAUCCAGAUUCACCUUUAAUUCCAAUAUAUCUUUAAGAAUGAUAUUCUAAUUGACAAAAAUAAUAAUAAUAAUCUGGAAACAUCACGAUAGCUGGCCUAGUAGAAAGAGCAAGUUCCCAUUUGGGCUUUUGUGAUUUUAUAUCAGACAUCUUUAUUGGAGAAGACAGUUGAAAAGUUAUAUGGAGGGUCAGUGACCAGUUAAAUAUCCUACUCAACUGUGAUAUGAACUGGAAAAGUUCUGGUUUUCAUUGUAGGUUUACGUAAUCCACAGUUUGUUUCUAAAGAAAAAGAUUCAUUUUAGAAUCACACUUCUUAGAAUUCUUCCUUUAAAGAAACCAAGUGUGAAUAAUAUACUUGACUUCUCCAGAUGGGCAGUCAUUGGGCUUGGGGUGAGGUGAAUCUGGUAGAAGCGAUGUUUAUAUAUUUCGUCGGUUACACUGUAACUCUGUGUAAUGGCACUGAGCUAUCAGUAGGGAUUCUGCCAAUACUGGGUAACCUGAUGGGGAUUACAGAAUCACUGUGCUAAGGCUCUUUCAUAUUCCCAUCCUUUUGCAAAUGGCCAGAUGAUUAUUUAGACAGAGGCAUCUCUAACAAGUGUCAGUAUACUUUGUAAGAAGCCUAUUUGGCAAUUAAUAGUUAACAUCCUGAGUGAGCAGAGUGAAGAAUGAGCCUCUGAGAGGCUUGUACAUAUUUUGACUACUUGACUUUGACUGGGACGGCCAGUCUGCCAAUUUGUUUAUCCCAUAAGGUGGGUUUUGCUUGGUAGUUAACUAAAAUAGCCCAACACAUCAACAAAAUUUAGUAGAUCAUUUGAACGUGAGUAAAUAGAUUUAUGUAUAUGGGCAGGGAUAACAAUAAGAGAUGUUAAAACAAUAGGUAGCUGCUCUGUAGUUUAGGGUUAACUAUAUUUUAUUGUCUAAAGAUUGGUUGACACAUAUACUUAGAACAGACCCCGCCCCCUGUAUUUUUGUUGUUAAAGAUCUGUUAGAAGUGAUGGAGGUCCCCAAGUGUUGACUGGGAUGUGGGGGCCUGAGGUGUGUGAGAAGGAAUGGGUAUAAGAACAUAAAGGAAAAUUCUGGUUAUAAACUCUUUAGGGUUGGAAGAAGGAGUAGCUUUACUAAUAGCCAUUCAGGUUUUAAAACCAGUGGCUUGUAGCCAAUACCUGUCUUCCAUCUAAAAACACCCCACGGGAUAUCAAAAGGGGCCCUCCUCACUGCAGUCAGCCAUGCCUGGACUGACCCUUUAACUUGCAAACAUUUGAGAUGCCAGUUGCCCAGUUUAAGGUAUGAGGCUAACUAGAGGCUUCUGCCUACUGUCAGACUCUGUCUAACCUAGAGACUUAGAAUUGUAGAGUUUUGAUCUACAUCUUGAUGUUAGAUGAAGAAAUUUGAAGCCUAGAAAGACUGACUUGUCUAUGGUCACAUGCCUCAAAUUCCCUUAUCUGCUGACUUCUAGGGUCAGUGCCUUUUCCAAAGGAAAAUAUUGCAGCUCUGUGUUUUGUAAUUUAAAUGAUUUGGUUCCAGAAGACAAAGUUUACUACAUAAGUCCAAAAGAAUGGUGAUUCU
Molecule: messenger RNA, 6467 nt
Organism: Prionailurus viverrinus (fishing cat)
Lineage: Eukaryota; Metazoa; Chordata; Mammalia; Carnivora; Felidae
Gene: TDRD5
Product: tudor domain containing 5
Exons: 21
Coding region: 215-3619 (1134 amino acids)
Biological process (GO): spermatogenesis; germ cell development
Source: RefSeq, a predicted model, not a curated record